Molecule: messenger RNA, 1290 nt
Organism: Carlito syrichta (Philippine tarsier)
Lineage: Eukaryota; Metazoa; Chordata; Mammalia; Primates; Tarsiidae
Product: glutamine-dependent NAD(+) synthetase-like
Exons: 11
Biological process (GO): NAD+ biosynthetic process
Cellular component (GO): cytoplasm
Molecular function (GO): NAD+ synthase (glutamine-hydrolyzing) activity; ATP binding; glutaminase activity
Source: RefSeq, a predicted model, not a curated record
GAAGUCCUGACGGCCACACUGGACCUAGAGGAGGUCAGGAGCCACAGGGCGGAGAUUUCCUCGCGCAACCUGGCGGCCAGCAGGGUGAACCCCUACCCACGCGUGAAAGUGGACUUUACCCUGUCGCACAGCGAGGACUUGCUGGCGCCCACCUCUGAGCCCGUUGAGUGGAGGUACCACAGUCCCGAGGAGGAGAUAAGCUUGGGACCUGCCUGCUGGCUCUGGGAUUUCUUAAGACGAAGCCGACAGGCCGGGUUCUUCCUGCCCCUCAGUGGUGGCGUGGACAGUGCGGCCACCGCCUGCCUCGUCUUCUCCAUGUGCUGCCAGGUCUGCGAGGCCGUGAGGAGUGGAAAUCAGGAAGUGCUGACUGAUGUCCGGACCAUCGUGAGCCAGGUCGACUAUAGCCCCCAGGACCCCCAGGAGCUCUGUGGCCGCAUACUGACCACUUGCUACAUGGCCAGCGAGAACUCCUCCCAGGAGACGUGCACCCGGGCCAGGGAAUUGGCACAGCAGAUCGGAAGCCAUCACAUCGGUGUCAAUAUCGACCCGGCCAUGAAGGCCGUCGUGGGCAUCUUUAGCCUGGUGACAGGGAGGAACCCUCUGUUCGCGGCUCACGGCGGAAGCAGCAGGGAAAACCUGGCGCUGCAGAACGUGCAGGCCCGAGUCAGGAUGGUCCUCGCCUACCUGUUUGCUCAGCUGAGCCUCUGGGCUCGGGGCGUACCCGGGGGGCUCCUCGUACUGGGAUCCGCCAACGUGGAUGAGAGCCUCCUGGGCUACCUGACCAAGUACGACUGCUCCAGUGCCGACAUCAACCCCAUCGGCGGGAUCAGCAAGACUGACCUGCGAGCCUUUGUCCAGUUCUGCGAGCGGCGCUUCCGGCUCCCCGCCCUGCGCAGCAUCCUGUCUGCACCGGCCACUGCAGAGCUGGAGCCCUUGGCCGACGGACAGGUGUCCCAGACCGACGAGGAGGACAUGGGGAUGACGUACACAGAGCUCUCAGUCUACGGGAGGCUCAGGAAGGUCGCCAAGCUGGGCCCCUACGGCUUGUUCUGCAAACUUGUCAGCAUGUGGAGAGACUCCUGCACCCCGCGGCAGGUAAAGGUGUGAGUGAUGCCUCCUGGGGGAGCCAGCAGGGUGCAGUCCCCUGUGCAGUGGGCAGGACACAAGAUGACCACACUCACGCCCGCGUACCACGCUGAGAACUACAGCCCCGAUGACAACAGGUUUGACCUUCGGCCUUUUCUGUACAACACCCGCUGGCCUUGGCAGUUCCGGUGGAUAGACAGGCAG